Messenger RNA from Cadophora gregata, 1382 nucleotides. RefSeq lists its product as uncharacterized. Bases 344 to 1237 code for a protein of 297 amino acids. The transcript is spliced from 2 exons. The record is from RefSeq and is a predicted model, not a curated record. NCBI's taxonomy places the organism in Eukaryota, Fungi, Ascomycota, Leotiomycetes, Helotiales, Ploettnerulaceae.
UGGAUAGACCGUCAAAAUAUUAUGCUUGCGACUUCAAAUGCUCUUGCUCGCUAAAAUUCGGCUACCUCCAAUACCCAACUACUCACGAGGGUCAUAUCUCGCUUCUAUAAUUCCUUUUAGGAACUUGAAAAUAUUAUAUCAAUUGAAAUUCUCAUAUAAGCAUCAUAUAUUUCAGUGGUCACGCCAAAAAGCCCCUAAAUAGCUUCAAGUGUGAAGCUAGUAGUACCAGCACUUGGACCGGUCAUUAGCAAAUAAGCCUUUUUAAUUAUUCCAUCUUCGCACAGCACGGAAUUUUCCUCUGCGCCAAUAUCUCAAACUUGCAAUCACGACAAUCACAGCCAAAAUGGCAGGAAUGAACCACGGCGAGAACCCAACGACCUCAUUAAUAACAAGAGAGCCGGCACCACAACCAGCGAGCACUCUCCUCGCAUUACCCGCUGAGAUUCGCCAGAUGAUUAUCACUGAUACUUUUCCGCAACAAGAAAGAAUCAAUUACCAUCUCCCCAAGUCCUGCAAAUGCAACAUUUUCGAAUCCUUCGAUCUCGAAACCGAACGCGCCAUCGCAUGCGGUCGACAUAUCGUCACAGCUCAAAAACUGACCAUCGCAUCAGUAGCAAAAUCAUGUCUUCAGAUCUACCAAGACAUGAAAGCCGUAGAGCAUAAAUUCUACUCCCAAAAUACCUUCCACUUCACUAAAUUAUUCCACGCCAUCUUCUGGCUCCAGCACCUUUCCCCGAGGAACGCCUCAUCAGUCCACUCACUGUCAAUCCCUCUUGAAGCAGACACUCUCGAGAACCGAAACUAUAUCCUCACCAACCUGGCUCCUAAUCUCCGUUCUCUCACUAUCGAUAUCUCGAGUCUGAUCCACCCAAAUUUCUUCCUGCGUGAAAACGGCCCGUGGCUAGAUCGAUUCAUCAGCCCUCAUCAAAGAUCCAUCAUGGAAGAAGGUUACGACGAUUGGUCGUUUGUGCUCAGGCUGGGACAGCUGGAGACGUUGAAUCUGACACUCGAGUCUGUCAGGAGGGUGGUGAAGGCGAUUGAGAAUGAACAGAUUAGGACGUUUGAGCCUUUCGGUGAUCCGGGGACAAAUUUCAUGUUGAUAAAUCAUAUUCGUAAACCGAUGGGGAGGGUGGAUAUUUUUGAGUUUAUUAUUUUGAGCCUCUGGAAGAGACGUUUCGAGGCGUUGGUGAAAUUGCCGAGGGAGGAGAGGACUUGGGAGAAGUUUUCGGAAGCGUAGACUGCUUCUCAAAUUAUGAGAGUCGAUAUCAGUGGUGCAAUCUUGCAGCGGACAAUAGAUGACCAUCUCUUCUCUCUUCCAAAUGCAAUGUAAAGUCGAUGUCAUAGGAUAAUGCUCCACGUUUGACUCUGAAGAAAAUAACAAC